AUGGCGCUGACCGCGGCUCGGACAAGAUUUACCCUCAGUCAAUAUGGCGGCCCCCGCUGCGCCCUUCCUAAGAUGGCGGCCGGCUCCUCCUGUCCCUUUGUCAAAAUGGCGGCGCUGGGAUCACUCAGGCCCGUUUCCAAGAGGGCGGUGCCCAGCGUCGUUCCAAGAUGGUGGCCGUUGCCCUUUUCCAAUAUGGUCGCGGCUUCGCGGCUUCUCCUCCCCCAAGAUGGCGUCUCGCAGCCUGAGGGCGGAAGCGCCCCCUGUCUGAGUUUCGACGUGGUGCUCGACCCGCCGGGCCAGGAGCUUGGCCACUUCCCUCUCAGCCUGCGGCUCUGCGCCGGCACCCAGGCCGAGAGUGCCCAGGCCAACAGGCUGCUGGUGAUGAAGAUGCACAAUCUGCACCGCACGGGGGCGGGCGCCGAGAGCAGCAACAGCGAUGAGGAGGACGACGACGAGGAGGAGAAGAAGCUGCAGCUGGAGCUGGCCAUGAUCCCCCACUACGGGGGCAUCAACCGCGUUCGGGUCACCCAGCUGGGCGGGACGCAGUGGCUGCCGUCUGGUCGGAGAAGGGGCAGGUGGAGAUUACGACCUACAGCGCCCCUGGUGGCCAUCUCGGACCCUCAGGCCAUGGCCACCUUCCUGCGGGAGGAGCAAGCCAAAAUCAAACCUCUCUUCUCCUUUGCCGGACACAUGACCGAGGGCUUUGCCAUGGACUGGUCCCCCAUGGUGCCCGGGCGUCUCGUGACUGGUGACUCAAACAAGAACAUCACCUGUGGAGCCCCAAGGCGGACGGACGUGGCACGUGGACCAGCGCCCCUUCACCGCCCACACCGCCUCCGUGGAGGACCUGCAGUGGUCGCCGACAGAAGCCACAUGAACAGCAGCUGCCUGCAGUACGACCCCACUGAGCGGGGCCUGAUCAGCUACUUCACCUACCUCAUGGACCUGCUCUCUGGGACGGGGUUCAUGGAGCUCACGCACCUGUUCUAUGGUUAUUACCAAAACUCGGCCGUGGAUUUCGUGGGCUUCUCCUAUAACAUCCCCCUGGCCUAUAUGCUGAGCGUGUUGGGCUACUUCUCCGUCUGCCUCCUCUGGAUCGUCCACCGGGCCGUCCACCUCCUGAAGCGCAGCCUGGUCGGUGAGAACCGGGAGCUCAGCACCUACAGCCACAAGGUCUUCGCCGGCUGGGAUUUCUGCCUGGCGCCAGGCACCGCGGCGGCCAUGAAACACAACAGCCUCCGCUACGAGCUGCGGAUGGACCUGGAGGAACAGACCCUGCGGCGGCUCAUGGCCCAGCGCAGCCCGGGCCAGCGACUCGCCCUCUUCAGCCUGCGCGGGGCCGUCAACCUGCUGGUGCUGGGGCUGCUGGGGGCGGCUUUCUACGGCAUCUACCGGGCCACCGAGUACUCGCAGCGGGCCCAGCAGGACACCAGCCCGGGGCAGCAGGGACUGGUCUUGGGGCUGCUGGUGGCCUAUCUGCCCUCCAUCGUGAUCACGGCCGCCAACCAGGUGGUGCCGCUGGCCUUCGGGCUGCUGGUCCGCCUGGAGAGAUACCCGCUCAGCCUGGAGAUCCGGCUCACCCUGCUCAGGACCGUGUUCCUGCGUCUCUCCAGCCUCCUCGUUCUCCUCUUCUCCCUCUGGACCCAGAUCACCUGCCACGGGGACCCCGCCGCCGAUUCCUGCAGGAUCUGCCGCUACAACCACCAGCAGCACCCGUGCUGGGAGACGAGCGUGGGGCAGGAGAUGUACAAGCUGCUGGUGUUCGACCUGCUCGUGGUGCUGCUGGUGCUGCUGCUGGUGGAGUUCCCCCGGAAGCUGUUGGUGACCCACGGCCCCGCCCCCCUGGCCCGGCUGUUGGGGCAGCAGGAGUUCCUGGUGCCCCCCAACGUGCUGGACCUGGUGUACGGCCAGACCGUGUGCUGGGUCGGCACCGCCUUCUCCCCCCUGCUGCCCCUGCUCCACGCCGCCAAGUUCGUCCUGCUUUUCUACCUCAAGAAGCUCACCCUGUUCUCAAACUGCCGCCCGGCCGACCGCACCUUCCGCCCCUCCAGCUCCAGCUUCUUCUUCCUGCUGGUUCUGCUGCUGGGCCUGGCCAUCGCCUGGGUGCCCCUGCUGUACAGCGUCUUUGUCCUCCAGCCCUCCCAGGCCUGUGGCCCGUUCCGGGGUGAGCCGACCAUGUGGAGCACCCUCUGGGCGGCCAUCGACACCCUGCCCCUUGUGGCCAGGGAGUUCCUGCAGUUCGUGGGCUCGCUGGCCUUCGCUGUGCCGCUCUUCCUGCUGCUGUGCAUCCUCAUGUUCUACCUGAUGGCCCUGGAUCACUCCUACAGCUGCCUGGUGAAGGAACUCAAAGGGCAGCUGCGCCUGGAGGGGCAGGAUAAGGUCUUCUUAGUGACUCAGAUCACAGAGCUCAGCUAAGGAGAGCGCCGCACACAACUCCCGUCCAGUUGAUUUGAAUAUGACUCUUGGCCCUGCCUUGUCGGACCCGUCCCUCCCCUGCCAGCGUCAGCGAUUCGCCUGUGUGCCAAACCCGCCCCCUGCUGGAAGAAAACUACAAUAACCUCCAAAGAACCUGGAGCUCGUUCAUGGACUGUGUGUAAGAAUCACUCGCCCGGCGCUGAGACGUGGCCCCUCUGGGAUGGGGCGCGGGGGCUGUUUAUACAGAGACCUCUCACCUGGGGCUGAGACGUGGCCCCUCUGGAGUGGGGUGUAGGGGCUGGGUAUAUGGGGACCUCUUGCCUGGCACGGAGACACGACCUCUCUGGGGUGAGGGGUGGGGUUUGGUUAUACAGGGACCCCUCGCCUGGCAGCCACUCUUUACCGCCGCCCAGUGAUGCUGUUCAGUUUUGGACAGGAAGUGAAGCAGAACCCUGCAUGUGACGGACAUCCCAGGGGGCUUUGCAGGAGGAGGAGGUAGAAUUGCUUGUGUCCGAAAUGGGCCAGGCUGCUGGCCUUCAGGCCCCACUUCUCACGCUCUCCAUCCUGCCCCAGGCUAGCCCCCCGCCCUCCGAGCGGAGUAGAUAGCGGGUGAACCCGAGUGAAUCUCUUGUUGCCGGCUGGCAGCAGAAUUCCAUUGUCGCACUCCAGGGCAGCGGCAUUUGUAUUCCCUAUCCACCGGUCCCCAGCUGCCACCUCUCUUGGGCGGAGACCCGCGUCUCUCCCUCCCUCCCUGCCCAGGCUCUGAUUUCACCACACACACACACACACCC
Molecule: messenger RNA, 3206 nt
Organism: Chelonia mydas (Green sea turtle)
Lineage: Eukaryota; Metazoa; Chordata; Testudines; Cheloniidae
Gene: TMC4
Product: transmembrane channel like 4
Cellular component (GO): plasma membrane
Molecular function (GO): protein binding; mechanosensitive monoatomic ion channel activity
Source: RefSeq, a predicted model, not a curated record